AUGUCGAGCUGGGUAUACCAGGCUACAAAAGCAGAGCUGGUAGAAUACGCGAGUGAAUUCGGCGUGGACCCAAGCGGAGGAUCAAGGGAACUAAGACAAAGACUGUCAACAUACACGAAGAGCACGGAGCACACAGAAGAGAUCAGGACAAGAUUAAUGGAGGUAUCAAGCAAGUACAAGAAGAUGGAAAUACCGGGUGGAGGGGCCCAGGUCGAGCCGGACAGCAAAAGGACAGCCACGAAAGAGGAGACUCAGAGCAUGGGAGACAGGAGGAAAGUGGAAUCUCUGGACAGAGUAAGAAGUUGGGGAAUACGAUACCAGGGCACAUCCAACCCACUGGAGUUCCUAGGCAAGAUGGAAGAAUGGGCCACAGGAUAUGGCAUAGACAAGGAUGAAUUGGUACAAACGAUGCCUUUUAUCUUGGAAGGCGCCGCAGAAGACUGGUGGAAUACGACGCCAAGUCGGGUAAGAACAUGGGAAGAACUGAGAGGGGAACUCCUAGAGUACUUCCCUACCCCAAGGUACCAGGAGCAACUGGAUUUAAAAAUCGGACAACUCCGGCAGAAAGAAGGGGAACCCACUCGGGCAUAUGCAAUGGAGCUGAGGAAGCUGAUGAGGUUCACCAGUUACUCAGAAAAAGAGAAACUGGAUAGGAUAUACAAGAACUGUCGGAGCAAAAUAAAACUUUAUGCACGAAGAUCAGGUUUUGCAUCACUGACAGAGUUCCUGACACUAGCAGAGGAGGUGGAGGAAAUCGAGGCGGCGGAAAAUCAGGAUCACCCGGCAGAGACAAGGAGCCACGGACUAAGGCCGGAGAUCUGCAUGAGGUGUGGAGGAACAGGACACGCCACAAGGGCGUGCGGCAACCCUCCAAGGUUAUUCUGCUGGGUGUGCGGGAGAAACGAGCGGAGGACAACCGAAUGUUGUAGAGCCCGGCCGGACGUCAACAGGAGGCGGGAGCAGGCGACUCUGGCAGUACAGGACCGAGCACUAGGACCGGCAGGAAGAGGAGGGAUAACCUACGAUGGAUUCCAGGCAACGGCAGAGGUAAGGAUCGGAACGAAAAGGGCGAAGGGAAUAGUGGACACCGGGGCAUCAAGAAGCGUGAUCGACGAGGGAAGUUAUCGAAGCCUAAGGAAGCAGGGUAGAUGGAACGAGGAAAGGGAGGAAAUAACCCUGGCAAACGGAGCAAGACAAAAGGUAAUGGGGAGUUUCGCCACGCUCGUCCAGUUCGGGAGCAAGCGAUUCAAGCUAAGUUUCUUGAUCCUGGACCAAGUGACAGGAGGAAUGCUGCUGGGGAUGGACUUCUUGGCAAAAGUAGGAACGAUAAUACGAUGCGACCAUCAGGAAAUAACUAUCAGAGAGCCUCAGGAGGAACAAAAACGGAAACAGCGGGAGGAAGCAGGACUAAAAACGGAGCCAUCCGAGGAGGAGAUCCAGACAUUCCUGGAGGAACAAAUGAUGGUGUUUGAAAGGAUGAAGGGAUGCAGUACGAUCGCAACACACACAAUAUACAUGAAGGACGAAAGACCAGUGAAACAACGUUAUUACCCGCGCAACCCAAAACAGCAAGCCAUUAUAAACGAACAGGUAAACGAACUAUUGGACCAGGGGCUGAUAGAACCCUCACGAAGCUCAUACAGCGCGCCGGUAGUCUUGGUACGAAAGAAAAACAACGAAUAG
Messenger RNA from Drosophila eugracilis, 1683 nucleotides. RefSeq lists its product as uncharacterized. Gene Ontology annotation, biological process: proteolysis. NCBI's taxonomy places the organism in Eukaryota, Metazoa, Arthropoda, Insecta, Diptera, Drosophilidae. Gene Ontology annotation, molecular function: zinc ion binding; aspartic-type endopeptidase activity; nucleic acid binding. The record is from RefSeq and is a predicted model, not a curated record. The transcript has a single exon. Bases 1 to 1683 code for a protein of 560 amino acids.